Molecule: messenger RNA, 1293 nt
Organism: Exophiala spinifera
Lineage: Eukaryota; Fungi; Ascomycota; Eurotiomycetes; Chaetothyriales; Herpotrichiellaceae
Exons: 1
Coding region: 1-1293 (430 amino acids)
Source: RefSeq, a predicted model, not a curated record
AUGGAGGAAUUUGCCCAGUCCCGGGGCGAUGAUGACCUCUUUGACGACGAGAUUGUGCCCUUGGACGACCCCCCUUCACCAGAGAAAGUCGCAGCCGGACUCGAUCAAGUCUCGCUGGACUCGACUCCGCCGCCGCCGCCGCCUCCUCCUCCUCCACGGGCUGAACAAACGCCCAUAAAUGCCCCUUCAACUGUACCAGCUCCUGCCCCCGAGAACAAAGGCUACAGAAACAACAAACCACGCGGAAGAGGUGGCCGAGGAGGAGCACCUCGAGGCGGCGGCGGAGCACAAAGCAGAGGCGGGCUCUCGGACUCCAAAUGGGCUCCGAAACCAUCAAAGCCAACAGACACAACUACAGUCCGGAAAAGCGAAUCCGGGCCAACUUCAGAAGCACGGCCCGACAGUACAGCCACAAAUACAGCCGCUGCCCCUGCUUCUGCCUCCACCAGCGAAGCCCCAAACCCAGAGCUCUCGACACAGGCAGAAGCAGGGGCAGAGAACCCCACCACCACGGCUCCAAACGCACCGUCGAUACCGACAAACACUCGCCCACCAGCAGUCCGCGGUGACCGGUCCGCCACCGGAGGCACACGCAAGCCUAAACUCACCGAAGAGGAACUGACCGCCAAACUGGCGGCGGCGAAGGAAAGGUCCCAAAAUCUGGCGGCGGCGCACGCACGGGCACAAGCCGACGCCGCGAAUUUCGAAGAACGAGAACGCAUUGCCAAGCAGAAGCGCGAGAAAGAACGCGUAGAGCGCAAAGUCAUGGACAAUGAGCGCGAGAAGAACAGACAGCGCAAAAUGGCCGUCAUGGGCGGUCGGGAAUGGGACGCCGGCAAGAACGAAGAGGACUUCAAAGCCAACGGCCGUGGCGGCCCGAGGAGAGGGUAUCAGACUUCCAUGACGCCCGAGCAGCAGUACCAGGCCGAGCAGGACGACCUGAGACAGUACGAAUGGCAUGAAAACCGGGGGCGUGGCGGCGGCCGUGGACGUGAGCGAGGACGGGGUGGCCGUGGAAGAGGAGGCGGAGGUGCUCGGGGAGGGAAGAACGCUGGUGGUCCUCCGCCGGAUCUGGCUGCCGAUGCGGAUUUCCCUGCCCUGCCUACCACUGUCGCCGCGGAUGGCGAGGACAAAAUGCCAAAGGCCUCGACUGUGUCGAAACCGACCAUGUCAAGAUGGGACAGCGGGGCAUUAUCACCUUCAGGCGACGGUGGUGGAGGAGGAGGAAGCUGGGCUGAGCAGGUCGAAUCGAGUGAGGCCGAUAAUAAGAAGGAAAAUACGGUGGCGACGUAG